Messenger RNA from Heterotrigona itama, 493 nucleotides. Lineage: Eukaryota; Metazoa; Arthropoda; Insecta; Hymenoptera; Apidae. The record is from the annotation of a GenBank genome assembly.
AUGCGCUCUCGCGUCGGAGCGAAAGGACCUCUGGAUCUUCGAGGAUCGAGAAGAGAGGCGACGGGUGAAAGAAGUGGCGGAGGCGCGAACGUGGACGUGGCCGCGAUCGCGAACGCGAACGCGAAAGCGAAUGCGGACGACGGUGGGCAGAGAGUGCCACCGAGCCCCGAGUCGGAAAAAUCGGGUUAGUGAAAGAGGACGAACGUCAGAAGAAAAGACUCAGAAUUUUUGAAGCAAAGUACACGGAUCGUAUGUAUUCUACAACUAGCCUAACCAACUCUUGCUUGAUAAUUGAUAGUUGUAGAAAUCUGGAGCAUGGAAGAGACUCGACGAAAGAUUUAACCGCUACACGAGAUUUACAAGACAAUAUCUGAACGGCUCGUCGAUGUAAGCGAUACACGGUGCGAGAAAGAGAAAGACCGGGGAUAAGAAUAGGUGAGAAUGAAUACUGGCUGAGAAUGGAAAUAGGAACGGUGAUAGGUCCGGUGUCGAU